Molecule: messenger RNA, 483 nt
Organism: Staurois parvus
Lineage: Eukaryota; Metazoa; Chordata; Amphibia; Anura; Ranidae
Source: the annotation of a GenBank genome assembly
UGACCAAUUCUAGAGCAGUGGGAGGGAUGAGGGCCCCAGGGACGGAAGACACUGCACUCGGAUGGUGUCAGUGGGAGGAAUAGUGCCCAUUGUUGGUGUCAGUGGGAGGAAUAGUGCCCCAUUGUUGGUGUCAGUGGGAGGAAUAGUGCCCAUUGUUGGUGUCAGUGGGAGGAAUAGUGCCCCAUCAUUGGUGUCAGUGGGAGGAAUAGUGCCCAUUGUUGGUGUCAGUGGGAGGAAUAGUGCCCAUUGUUGGUGUCAGUGGGAGGAAUAGUGCUCCAUUGUUGGUGUCAGUGGGAGGAAUAGUGCCCCAUCGUUGGUGUCAGUGGGAGGAAUAGUGCCCCAUCGUUGGUGUCAGUGGGAGGAAUAGUGCCCCAUCAUUGGUGUCAGUGUGGGAGGAAUAGUGCUCCAUUGUUGGUGUCAGUGGGAGGAAUAGUGCCUUAACUUUGGUAUCACUAUGAGAAUUAUUGCCUCAGCGUUGGCAUC